Messenger RNA from Lentinula edodes (shiitake mushroom), 2619 nucleotides. RefSeq lists its product as uncharacterized. The coding region runs from base 178 to 2433 and encodes 751 amino acids. The transcript is spliced from 4 exons. NCBI's taxonomy places the organism in Eukaryota, Fungi, Basidiomycota, Agaricomycetes, Agaricales, Omphalotaceae. The record is from RefSeq and is a predicted model, not a curated record.
AUCACUCUUUAAUUGAACACACAGCGCCGAACAUACAACUAUACAGCUAGACCUGAGCCAGACUUUGUUUUCAUUACUUCUCGACGUCCGCCGCUCUUUCGUCUCUCAUAUAACUAUAACACAAAAUACACUGAAUUGUCAUUGAUACAACCAGUGCUUCAACAAUUCUAACUGUCCAUGGACAGAACAUUGAUAGAAUCUGACAAAACGUUCUCAGCGUCAAGAUCCAACAGGCCUUCGUUAUUACGCCCAGCUGGAGCUCGUCCAGCGCCUUCAGGUCCACGUGCGCGACAACAGUCUACGCUAUCAACAUUGACCUUUGAAGAAAAUACAACGGAUGGCGGCAACACAAGCUAUAGAAAUUCUACGCUGUCGAAAUCCUCUUCUCGAUCACGAGAAUCUACGUUAUACAGCCCGGGACCGUCAUCCCCGAGCUUUCCGCCACCUAAUUCACCGAUAAGGCCCGGAUAUGACCAGCAGCCUCUUCCAGAUAUUGAGGAACGCUCGCCGGAUCCAAUCACGCCAGAAACGAAACCAUCUUCGGCUACUCCAAGUCGUACCCCUUCCGUUAUUCUCCACGAAUCCCCGAAUCCAUCGUCUAUAUCUUCUCCAGAGCCUUCCCGUGUUCCGUCACCAUCACUUUCGACUAGAUCAUCUUUCGUACCUUCUACAGCACCUUCCGUGCGUUCCUCUCUCGCACCUUCAUCGCCAGCCCCGAGUUCUAUUCGGGUAGUCUCAAUGCCGCCUGUGACAUUGAUUUCAGCGCCUCAACUCAAAUUUGAGUCUCCUCAGGUCGAAUGGAAAGGACUUCCUUUAGAUGGAGCUUUGUGGACACUGGACUCCAAAGAAUUACAGACAAUAGUCUCUAGAGCAAUUCGAUCGUCUGCGCAGGAGUCCUUCAUUCGACUACUCCCCUUAAAGCAACUCGACGAAGUGCUUCCAGCGGAACUGGAACGACUCAAUUUCCAGAAAGCUUCCAUGCAGUCCAGAUAUCGAUUUCACGUCCAACGCAGAACUAUGCUCUUGCAGGCGCUCGUAUCAUGGACCAAUAGUACGGAGAAAGACGGUGGAAUAGAUCUGGUUAGCAAGCUAGCUACGCAAAUCUCUGAUACGACGGCCGAAUGUGAUAAGCUCACGCAGGAGCUUGUAUCCGUCGUAGAUCAAAUCAACCAGGUCACCAAACUCAUUGAAAAUCACUGGGCCAGUGCGCUAGCUAUAGCACUGCGCAAGCUGAACGGUAGUUAUGGCAAGCGCACAGCCGAACUAAUCGAGGCCAAAACGAAACUUGGUCAGCUGCAGGCAGAGCUUAAUGAUGCUUGGUCAGAAGCAGAGAAGCUGGCUGAGGAAAUGGAUGGUCUCACUCGAGAGUUGGAUGAUAUCGAUGAUACUGGGGUAUACUCGGACGAGGGAGAAAUUUUCAUCCGAACGGCCGCAGUCGUUACCGUCCCGAAGCCUGCUUCACACGAUGCCGUAUCAGCUUCUGGAAAGCUAAUCGAUUUAAAGCCUUCAAACGUUGCCUCCACUUCUUCGCAAUUCCUGCGUCCUCCCUCUGCCGUUGAACCGAAGGAAGGAGAGGAAUCUAAAUCUAGUCCUGAAGAUAACGAUACUCGCAGCCUGCGCAGUAGGCGAAGCGCAAGAAGUGGGAAAAGCAGUAGCAGGGUGGGCAUGAUCACUGCUGCACGGACACGGAGUAUGCGAACGUCGUUAGGAAGUUUGCGCUUACCGGGUCGAUCAAGCAGAAGUAUACAUUCUCCCUCCGGUAUUCAAAGUGCCCCAGUGGACGGACCGCAUCCUCCUGUCCCAUCUAUACCCAAAGUGUUUACACCAGAUACCUCGCAUCCUCCUUCCUCGAACAGCUUAACCCCUACCAGCAAUGCUCCUCAUUCUUCUACUCCUUCACCUCUAGACCGCAAGCAAUCGAGGAACAUCUCAACAGAAUCACUGGUAGAUGAACCUGCACCAGAAUUACCGCCACCCCCUUCGAUUCCUAUACUAUCUCCAGCUCCUCAGCCGCGGCUCAGAAAGACGGAGAUUGAAGACAUCAGGAUCGAGCCCAAUCGCCGUCUCGGCGAACCUUCGGCUGAACCCCCACUUUCCGUCAUGGACGACAUCAUAGUCAUGCCUACAAGCUCUAACCAUGGAAUUGAGGAAGUUCCCCGUAUCUUACGCAAAUCCGUAGAUGAUGUGAACAUGUCCGCUAACUCGCAGAGGAAAAUGGGCAGAGAUCCAACAUCGUCAACGAUACCUUCGAUAUGGCUCCAUGCAGAUGCACCAAAAACCCCCGCGGAACGUGUGGAAGCCCUCAUGCGAUCUUCGAGUCAGAAGACUUCAUAUACCAAGUUGAAAGGUCUGACGAAGCGAUAUUCGUUACCUUUCCAAUUUCACGGACGGAACUCGUCCACCUCAGGCUCUCACAAAAGUGGUUCGAGCUGAUAUUAGUGUUGUUUCUUCGAUGGAGGGCAAUUUCUGUCUCCUUGUGCACUUGCACAUUUAUGCAAAACACGCGGGCGUGUCAAGCACUUCGUUCUUAUCUUUGUAUCAUCGCUAUCCCUCGUUUGCUCAUUGUUGCUGCAUUUAUUUUCCACCCAUAUCGUACAAUACUAUUACCACCGACUAUUU